Molecule: messenger RNA, 1002 nt
Organism: Dibothriocephalus latus
Lineage: Eukaryota; Metazoa; Platyhelminthes; Cestoda; Diphyllobothriidea; Diphyllobothriidae
Source: the annotation of a GenBank genome assembly
AUGUUUCAAACGGCAGAAUCGAGACCGUCAAGCAGAUCUACUGCCAGCGUGUAUGGGCAGGAAACCAGGCAGGUCAAGACACCGACCGAUGGACCAGAACAGAUAACCAACGCGCGCAAAGGCAAAGCAAACACUGGGGCCACGGCGGCAGACAGGAUCAGCGGGUCCUGGGAGGAAGUCGUGCAGCACCGAUCUGCUUGGCUACGAACAGUGAAAGCUGGCCAUCGCAACUUCCGCCUACGUAUCGACUUGGUCGGCCAUCUUCGGAUGCAGUGCACCAUCCCUCCGAAAACAUCCAAUCCUAUAGCUUUGAACACUACAAAAUUCCCUCCUGUGUCUAGCACUUGGUCACCGCCAACCCUCAUCACGGACGCUCAAUUAGCUGAUGCCCCGAAACAAACGCGUGUAAACGACGUCCUUGAGUGCACAUUAGCGGACGCAGCAGCUACUUCUAUCAGAGAGUUUUCUUACGAUCCCGACUCUGGCGUUACUUUCGACGAUUGGUUUAAAGGUUGGGAAGACAUAUUCUGUGUGGAGUUUGCUGAGGCUGACUAUGAUUGGAAUGUGCCCUGCUACUAUGCAAACUGGGCACUAAAGCGCACGAGCGUUUCGACGAAACCGUCAACCAUCUGUCAGAUAACUUCAGAGUCCUACCUCAUUCUAGCCACGUUCCACGCUGAUUUUGUGGCACAGAUGAAGUGUCUUACGAUCACUAUCAAUGACAAACCUGUACGCCUCCAUCUUCAAACAGCCUCAGACAUGAGUCUUAUCUUCAAGCGCACUUGGCGAAUGAUUAUACGGCCUCCGAUGAUCACAUUGGACAAAAAGGAUAUGAAUGUAUGUGGCAGAUUUCUCCGGCUCAAUGCUGGCGAAAAAUCUGAUGUUGUCGCCUCCACCUCCAAGGUGCGCAAGGACGCGAAGAAGGAAGAGGAACUAGGAGAGAAAGUGCCAGCAGCUUCCGGUAAACUCGCAGCACGGCGCGCAAAAGACGUGGUACCCUAA